AUGAACAGCCGUCCCAACUCCGGUUACUAUGACCGCAACCACCGCCAGUCGGCGGCUCUGAUUCGCGCGCGUCGCCCGUACCUCUUCAAGAACGUUGUUCUCGGUGCCAGCAUUACCGCUUUUACCCUCGCCGUCUAUGCCUACACCCUGAACGUCGUCGGCCAGGACGAAUUCGAGGACGUCAAGGUUCCCGAGAAGAAAUAG
Molecule: messenger RNA, 204 nt
Organism: Neurospora tetraspora
Lineage: Eukaryota; Fungi; Ascomycota; Sordariomycetes; Sordariales; Sordariaceae
Exons: 2
Coding region: 1-204 (67 amino acids)
Biological process (GO): mitochondrial respiratory chain complex IV assembly
Cellular component (GO): mitochondrial inner membrane
Source: RefSeq, a predicted model, not a curated record